Molecule: messenger RNA, 1479 nt
Organism: Linum trigynum
Lineage: Eukaryota; Viridiplantae; Streptophyta; Magnoliopsida; Malpighiales; Linaceae
Source: the annotation of a GenBank genome assembly
GUAGUAGCUAAUCUGCUACAUGCAUGCACGUUGUGGUACAGGGAUCCUGACGGACAAGAGCGACGUGUACAGCUUCGGGGUGCUGCUGGCCGAACUUCUCACCGGAAAAAUGGCGAUAUCGUCGGAGUGCAAGGAGAAGAGCCUGGCGCUCCACUUCCUGUGCUCCCUUAAAGAAGAAUACUUGCUGGAAAUUCUAGAGGAACGAGUGAAGGAAGAAGGCGACGUGAAGCAGCUGUCGAAAGUGGCUGAGGUGGCCAGGAGCUGCCUGAAGCUGGAAGGAGACCAGAGGCCCACGAUGAAGCAAGUGCUUCAGGAGCUUCAGGAUCUGACUACAACGACGACGGAGCAUAGCUUGAUCGCCGGCGGCCCAGGAGGAGAUCAGUCUCCACCGCUAAAUACUGUCGGCCGCCGUGCUUUCGGCGAACUCAAGGCCAGAUAGCUGCGGACCGGGCCGGCCAGAGAGAUAACUGCAUGUGUUCUGAUUGUUAAUAAGGUUCUGACGAUAAAACGUUUCUUUGGUCGAAGAGACAAACCCUAGUGUAUCAAUACAUGGUUCUUAUGGCAUUUGUUGAUUAAGUGUUGACAUUGUAACUUAUUUUCCCAUGUUUUCUGUUAAACAAAUAGGCUACCCCUAUAAGUUCAUUCGUUUGAAGAUUUGCAUAGUUUUAAUGUACUUGAAUUAUUAGCUAAUAUUUAUAGCGACGUAGAAGAACAUAAAAGGUAUAGAGAUUUUCAAAGAUUAUGGUAUCUAAGAACUAGUUAACCAAAUUAAUUUGAAUUAGAAGAGAUUAGGAGAUAUUAAGAGUACGUAUCUUAUAUUAUUUUCUUACAUAUUUAUUAAUGUUGCCUUUCAACUAACUAACGCGAAUAAUUAGGGUAGUAGGCGGCAAAAAAAAAGAAUCUUUUAACUCUAACCGGUUAUCGGUCAAUAAAUAUUCUCUCACACCGAGUGGAUUCACCAAGUCCAAUUGACUCAGUUUCUUCUAUUUUUAUUCUUGUGGGGGAAAACUAAUGCUUGUGAAACUGGAGGUUAAAAAAUUAGUCGUAUGAUAUUUUGUACAAAAAUUAUAGUUUAAUCAUGAUUUAACUGUUUGACACCAUUAAAAUCAUCUACUAAUUAAAAUUCUAUCCUAGUAUUCAUAGUCCAGCCAAACUAUAGGUAAUAGGAUGCGAUUUCUAAAACAUUGAUAAACAUUCUGCCGGAUUCAUUGGGGCCGGGCGUAGCUAGACAAUACUUCAACUCAAACCGGCAAGCCGGCCUGCCGGCCGGCGUAUAUGCUCGGCACAAAGCCAACUGCUAGCUCCAAACUUAGCUUCAACCGGUAUCAAUCACAUUCCAAUUCCAAUAUAUAAUACAGAUAGAAGCCCAAUUAAAUCGCCGGCCGGCCUUGAUAAAUAAAAAUUAGCACUUAAGAACUAUCAAAAAGAUAAACAAUCUCGUUAAUUAACAACAUCCCAUAAUAAAGAAGGUCAUGAUCA